GACAAUACUAUGUUAGUACUUCUCUUAUUAUUACUCUUAUCUUUUUUUAGUUUUGACAUUGAUGGAAUACAAGAAAGAGAUGCUACUAUUCAAGCUAUACCUGAUUUUAGAUCACCCAAACGAAUAGGCUUUUCUGCUGUUGGUGGAGGAUCUUCUCAUUUUUAUUGGGUAUUAGAAAUCCUACAAAAACUUGAAGACCAAGGUCAUGAUACCUUUCUUUUCACAAGAGGAGCUUGUCUUAAUUAUGCAAAGGAUUAUCCCAAGGUUGAAACUCAAGUGGUAGGAGGCGAUCUCAACAUGUUAGAAGCUGGUGAUACCCCAAAGCCAUUCAAAAACCAUCUUCAACAUAAUAAACCUAAUCCUCAUCGAUUCAUCACUGGCCUCAUGCCUGUUUUACUUCGAAAUUACUCAAAUGAAUUCCUUGAAUAUGAACAGGUGAUCAAGCAUCAAAAAUUAGAUCUGAUGAUUUGUGAUAUGUUUGCUUUUGCCUGUAUGGAUGCUACUGUCAAAGCUAAUAUCCCUCUUGUCAUUAGUUCAACUCUGGCCUACACCUCAGAUGCAAGAACAAGCUAUGUCACCAAUGAAAUUCCUUCCUUUUAUAAACCAACAACAGAAACAGCUAGCAUUUAUGAAAGACUAAGGUAUCUUUUUUACAAGUAUUACCUUGUGUACAAGAUGAAGCGACUUGGAUUACCAGCCCAUCAAUUUCAAAAACAACAUGGUAUUCCUUUGACGGUUAAUUUACAUGACGGCAAUGUACGAGGUGCUUUCAAGUUAGUCAACAACAUGUUUGGAUUGGAAGCUGCUCGACCUUUGGGACCUCUGGUGAACAUGAUGGGACCUAUUAUGAAACACAAAUACGAUGCUUUGACACCUGAACUUGACCAGUUUUUAAACACACAUCAACGUGUGGCCUACGUUGCAUUUGGGCAGCACGCUAAACCUACCAACGAUGACACGAUAUACCUCUUGGAAUCACUCAUUUACUGUUUGGAAAAUGAUCUUCUCGAUGGGGUCAUUUGGGCCACAUCCGAUAGGCAUCCUCUUCCUUCCGUACCAAGUCAAUAUCAUCCAAUGAUUCUAGUCACUGGUUGGGCCCCACAGUUCGCCAUUCUUCAACAUCCAUCGACUCGACUGUUUGUGACUCAUGGUGGUGCAGCCUCUGUGCAUGAAGCGUUAUUUUCAAAAGUACCUUUGUUUGUGUUUCCCUUUUUCGGUGAUCAACCUCUCACGGCGCGCAUGGUGCAACAACUACAUCUGGGUGAUACGAUCGAUACUGCCGGCAUUCAAUAUACAACACAUGUACGCAAGGAACUGACUCAUCGUAUGCAACAUGUCUUGACCGAUCCUUCCAUUCAACAUACCGUACGCCAUUUUGGGAACGCACUACAAGUCCAAUCCCUGCAUAGUGUACAGCGUGGUGCUGAUCUGAUUGAAGAAGUACUGUUUUCUGCUAUCAAUGGCCAGUUACUACAUCGACAAGAUGUUGGCUAUCGAAUUCACUGGUUCAAACGAUACAAUACUGACUUGGUUCUCAUCCUGAUGACUAUUUUGGGCGUCGUGACUUGGAUCGUAUGUAAGUUGAUGAUAAGAUCUCUCAACUCUUCUUACAAAGUGAAAACGCUUUAGUUAGUAUAGUUUUAUUUAGUUUAAUAAUAGUAUCGAUCUUACUUUAUUUUACAAUAUUGAAAUAAAUCCC
Molecule: messenger RNA, 1699 nt
Organism: Halteromyces radiatus
Lineage: Eukaryota; Fungi; Mucoromycota; Mucoromycetes; Mucorales; Cunninghamellaceae
Exons: 4
Coding region: 10-1629 (539 amino acids)
Molecular function (GO): UDP-glycosyltransferase activity
Source: RefSeq, a predicted model, not a curated record